Molecule: messenger RNA, 1904 nt
Organism: Sphaeramia orbicularis (orbiculate cardinalfish)
Lineage: Eukaryota; Metazoa; Chordata; Actinopteri; Kurtiformes; Apogonidae
Gene: prr5l
Product: proline rich 5 like
Exons: 9
Coding region: 276-1301 (341 amino acids)
Biological process (GO): TORC2 signaling
Cellular component (GO): TORC2 complex
Source: RefSeq, a predicted model, not a curated record
UGUGGACUCCUGCAGCCUGUUGAACAGAUGCACUGAGGCGGCACUUGGUCUCAGUUUUGUUGAAGACUAGUGGGAUGACUGGGUCCAUCUAGUCCUUCUCACUUGUAGUGUCCGUCAGACUUGAACUGAGUCCCUCCUCAGGAUGGGUUCAGUAUGAAAACAGAGGAUGAGCAGGAGCAACUGUCGGCGCUGAGCUGCGUUUUUGCGCGUUUUCUUGUCUCCUGUGAGGACCCAGGACGCUGUUCUUCCACCUGAAGUUUGCAGGGCCAGAGUGCAUGAUGGGAUCAUUCCGCCGUCCCAGGCCGCGGUUCAUGAGCUCUCCAGUUCUGUCGGAUCUCGCUCGGUUCCAUGCCAGCUCGCCGGCGCUGCAGAUUUCCAACACCAGUGUGUGGAACAGUGUCCAAUCAGCUGUGAUCAAGGUGUUUCAGGGCGGAGCUUUGCAGUCUAAUGAGCUGUACACACUUAAUGAGAGCAUCAGGUGGCUCCUUAAAACUGAAAUGGGCUCUUUCAUCACUGACUAUUUCCAGAACCAGCUGCUGACCCGAGGUCUGUCUGAAGUCCUGGAUCAGAUUCUCCUCCACUCAGGUGAUGACCAGCUCGUCAUCCUCGCUGACAUGUGGGACAGAUUCUUCACAGAGACCCUCCCCACCCUGCAGGCCAUCUUCUACCCGGUCCAGGGUCAGGAGCUGACGGUGAGGCAGAUGGCUCUGUUGGCCUUUAGAGACCUGGUUCUGUUGAAGCUCCACCUGGAGGAAGCUCUGGGAACAGCAGCGUCCAUCCCUCCACCGAUCACACAGAUGCUGCUGGUGCUGCAGGGCAUUCACGAGGCCGGCGGUCCCAGUUUGGAGUAUUACCAGUUGGAGCGUCUGGUGGAGAUCGUCGUGUCUCCAUAUCUCAGCAACGUUGUCCACGCUAGAAACGAGCUGCUUCUAGAGUCCCGUCAUCUCCGUUCAGCUGGAUCGUUGCUAAGCGACCAAUCCCAACCAGAGAUCACCAUCACUCAGCAUCACAACUCCUCAGACUCGUCCUCUCUGGCGCCGCUGGUAGAACAGGAAGGAGAGGCUUACCUGGAGAAGUCGGGCGGAGUGCGACGCCACACGGUAGCUAACGCCCACUCCGACGUCCAUCUGCUGUCGGCGUCGAGCAGGAUGCAUGCUGGGACGGAGGAGGACGGAGCAGAAGGCAGUACGGAUAGCAUCGGGUUUCUGGUCGGGGACAGACCGUUGAGUCCGAGGCCGUUUUCCAGCCAACCGGACAUGAUGGAGUCUCCGAGAAGACUGACGGCGGGGGAAGUCAUCUGAAAGACUCACGGUGAAAUGGAAAUGGUUUAACAGAGACUGAAAGGAGUGGAGAUGGAGCAGGAAAAAAAUAGGGCAAAACGAGUCAAGCUGGACAGAAGAGAAUGGAAAACCACUGGAAUAAGAGCAGGAAACACAGAAAGAAGAAUAAAAACUGACAGGACACAAGAUUAAACCAGCAAAAACUGGACUGGAUCAGCGACAGAAAGACAAAGAGAAGAAAAGACAGAACAAUGGAAAAGAACGUAAGCAAAGUUAACAAAUGAGACGGACACACACAGGACAGGAGACAAAGUCAAGGAAAAGGAAAGAGGAGAGAGAGGGAAGACAAACAGGAAACCACGACACUGCAGGUGAAAGUCUAAGAACAGGACGUAAAUCUGUUCAUCUGAGUCCUGACAGAAAGAGGAGGAUGUGGCUCAGGACUGAAGGAGCACUGGUCCAGCUGGGACUUUUACUGACAGAGCCCUGGACCUGAUCCUGGAUCAGUCUGUACCCUCAUGUCAGUACUGAUCUGGGGCUCCGGUCUUGCUGAGGUCAAAUCAUGUAAAUAUGUUGUUUUAGAAAUUUUACUGAACAAUAAAGCUGACUGUUGAAAUGAUUUAA